Molecule: messenger RNA, 1377 nt
Organism: Peronospora belbahrii
Lineage: Eukaryota; Oomycota; Peronosporomycetes; Peronosporales; Peronosporaceae
Source: the annotation of a GenBank genome assembly
AUGUCAAAUGUCCUGCCGACCGAAUUGCUACCUCUUUUAUUGGGUUCCUCUUCAUCAUCGUCAAAGGAGCUUCGCUUUGGUCGAAUCAAGGAGAAUUUUGAUCAAAAGACGCAGAGCUGUUGCCAUAGAGACUGCAGUGCGGUGAUAGGUGACCUCGAUAGUAGUGAUGAGAAAAGAAACGUGCAGGAACAACUGCGUAGUCUUAAGAGACGAUGUGCCAAGCUGGAAAGGAAAUUGCAGGAAAAGGAAGCGGAGAUUCAGUCGAUGCAAGACCAGCAACAACUGCGGUUUUCACAAUUGAUGCAUGAGACGAUGCGCAACCUGCGUUUUCUAGAGACUCAUCAAUGUCGUCCAAAAGCAAGCGAUUGGCCGCUAUCGCAUUCUGUAAUGAGUGGCAUGGCCCACGAGAGACGAGAUGCCGAUGUUCAGAUUUAUGAAUACGAAAAGCAGAUUGCAGAGCUGUAUGAGGAGCAUCAGCAGGAGAAACGGAAGCAUGAGGUGUUAGUAAAAUGUCUACGUGAUCAUAAACACGCUAAGGCAAAAUUGGUGAAGGCGUGUAAACACAUUAAGCAGGAACUUCAAGCAGUGAAAGAUAGUGGGUUAAGCCAAAUGCUGGUGGAUAUUGAGGCCAAAUGCGAUGCGUUAGAAAAGGAAAAUGCUCAAAUUACAGAAAAACUCUUGGCUGAACGUUUACUGCGUGAAAAACUAGAAGCAGAACAAUCCAUCAUCACUAAGAAACUCGAAGAUAUGAUUUCUCAAUCUACGAAGUGGGAAGGUAUUGUCACCAGGAAAAAUGAAAGACUGCAACAAUUACGCGAUCAGAUAUGUGAGCAUCAGCUUACGAUCGACAACUUGAAAGCUGACUUGAGACUUGGAGAUCGGUUGCCUAACCAUCAUCACGAAGAAAACGUUAAAGAGAUCACGCGAUUAAAGCACAUCAUCAGGGUGGAAAAAGCAGCAUUUGACGAAAGCAGCAAACAUAUCAGCAAGGUAGCAGCAGAGAAUGAUAUAUAUCGUCAACAGCUUGCUACGAAAAAUGAAAACGUGCUCUCCAGAGAGCGUGGUGCUUCUUGGGCAGCUCAAGAUACGCUUGAUCGGAUGCUCUUCCAGGUUGGGCUUAUUAAAAGUAAGCUAAGCGCACUUACAAAGGUCGUCAAAGCGUAUAAAACAACAAAUUCCAUGAACAUCGGUAUUCUUAAUGAAGGGAAUUGGUUCCAAGAGAGUUACCCUCAUGGUGAAAAUUCACGCUCAUGUGAAGAGUGUGCGAUGCAGCUAGCUGAGGGUGUAUCUGAAGCAGCUUGCUGUCUGUCUGAGUUGCAAGAUGUAGUCGAGGACACAUGUGCUCGAUUGACGGGAAGCUCUUGCGUCUUACAAUAA